AUAAACAAAUAUGGCGACUAGCGGGUUAAACGAGAUUCGAACAAACGAGAAUAUCUCCAUGGAUAAAAGCAAUUCGAGUGUUUCUUCCACAAUAUUACCAUGGGAUAGGUUUUCGAACUGGGUCUACUGUGUUUGCUCGGUAACAUUUGACCUAGAAUUGGGACAGGCAAUGGAGAUGAUUUAUCCUGCACAUGUAAAAUUGACGGAACGCGAGAAACUUAAUAUUUGCUAUUUGUCUUUUCCUGAUUCGAAUUCGGGUUGUAUGGGAGAUACUCAAUUCCAUUUUCGAAUUCGACAAUGCCCUGGAAAAAAAAGCCAUUUUCCCGCUCAAUUCAAUUAUAAUAAGGACUGCCCUGCAAGUUUACAAAGUGAUGCGGGCUAUUGGUUCGGUUUCGUUUACUUUCGCCAAACAAGAGAUCCUUCUCAAAAAAGAGGAUAUUUUCAGAAAUCUGUUGUUCUUAUUACUCGUUUACCUUUUACACAAUUCUUUUCGCAUGUGCUCUCAAUAGUAGCUAACGAAUUUUUUGAGAAUGGAGAAUUAAGUCUUGAAGCCGCUUGCCAUGAUAUUGACCAAUGGCCUGAACCUAUCCCAGGACAAAAUGUACAAUUACCACUUGUCGGUUCUGUCCUACAAGUUUGUAUACCUAGUCGAUUGGAUCAAAUGAUAAUAUCUCCCUUAAAAAUAGGCGAUUCUAAUCAUUCAUUGGGACAAGAAAUUUAUCCUUCAAUUCACGAAAUCGACAUAUUCUCACCACUUCAAACUGUUCUUAACAAUGUACAACUAUUGUGGGAACUUGUUUUAACUGCAGAGCCAGUUGUUGCAAUGGCUUCUUCCCCUAGUUUUUGCGCUAAUGCAGUUCAAUCCCUAGUCAGUAUGAUUUGGCCACUAAAAUAUUGUUCGGACUAUAGACCUUAUUUUACCAUUCACGAUUCUGAGUUUAAGGAAUAUACAACCAAAACUCGACUUCCUCCAUCAGUUAUUUUAGGAGUUACUAAUCCAUUUUUCUCUAAAACUCUUCAACACUGGCCUCACAUUAUUCGUAUAGACGAUAAUCUAGGAACGAGUGAGAAGUCUCUAUCAAAAAUGAAGAAAGCUUUCAAUCCUAAAGCCUUAGAUACCAAACCAGGAGUCUAUACAGAAUACAAACCGUUCCUUCAGAAAGAUAAACAAAUUCUUAAGAGAUUCGUUAAGGGAGUGGAAACCAAGAGGCCUUUAGAAGUUCAGAAUACAAUUUUAAAACGUUAUCUUAUGGAGCUAACCCAAAGUUUUAUGAUACCUUUGGAACGAUAUGCAGCUAGUUUAAUGCCUUUCCUAAAAAACAUAUCACCAUUUAAGAGUGUGCCUACUCUAAAACCAUUUGUCUUAAGUGACAUGCUAGCUAGUGUGGAACGAUCAGGUCCUCAACUAACGUGCGGAGUCAAAGGCGAUUGGUUGGGUCUUUAUAAAAAGUUUGUGCGAACUAUUAACUUCGAGGGGUGGUGGAGAUAUAGGCAAACCGAAAUGAAUAGAAAAUUGCAAGCUCUACACUUUGAAGCCUUAGCAGAUGCUGAUUUAAUAUUAUGGAUAAGAAAUAAGCCGGAAGUAGAAGUUGUGGAUAUUAUUUUAAGACUUAGGGACAAGCUUAGUUUGGCUCGACGAAAAAUAAUACCUGUCUCUGAAAAUUCAAUAAGAAAAGUUAAUAUUCAACUGGAGUCAAUUAUAAACUGCGUUCCAGACGAUUUAAAAUCCGUUUUAAUGAGUAAUAACCGCCAAAGAUGA
Molecule: messenger RNA, 1759 nt
Organism: Dimorphilus gyrociliatus
Lineage: Eukaryota; Metazoa; Annelida; Polychaeta; Dinophilidae
Source: the annotation of a GenBank genome assembly